This is a messenger RNA of Bombina bombina (fire-bellied toad), 1672 nucleotides long. It is a transcript of the gene ACP2, whose product is annotated as acid phosphatase 2, lysosomal. Bases 84 to 1367 code for a protein of 427 amino acids. Gene Ontology annotation, molecular function: acid phosphatase activity. The transcript is spliced from 11 exons. Gene Ontology annotation, cellular component: lysosome. The record is from RefSeq and is a predicted model, not a curated record. Gene Ontology annotation, biological process: lysosome organization; dephosphorylation. NCBI's taxonomy places the organism in Eukaryota, Metazoa, Chordata, Amphibia, Anura, Bombinatoridae.
AUGAUUUCCUGAGUUACAGUAGCUGCGUCCCCCACGGGAGGUGAGGUGUCAUACAAAGAGUUCCGGGUGCACAGAAAGGGACCAUGGCUGCAGAGAGGUCGUUUACCUCUGGCUCCCUGUGGGGGAUAACCCCGCUCCUUUUAGCUUUAGUCUGUUGCACCCCCUUCACAUUGGCCCGGCAGCUCAGCUUCGUUACUCUGGUUUAUAGACAUGGCGAUCGAUCGCCCGUGAAGGCGUAUCCCACAGAUGUACAUCAGGCGAAUGCCUGGCCUCAGGGCUUUGGUCAGCUGACACAGAUUGGUAUGAAGCAGCACUGGGAUCUAGGGCAGGAGUUACGAGCCCGUUACAAAGCGUUCCUUAAUGAGUCAUACAACAGGCAUGAGAUCUAUGUACGGAGCACAGAUGUGGACCGCACAUUGAUGAGUGCCGAAGCCAACCUUGCAGGCCUUUACCCACCUGCAGGCUCCCAAGUCUUCAAUCCUAACAUCACGUGGCAGCCGAUUCCUGUACAUACAGUGCCAAGCGCAGAUGAUCAGCUCCUGGAUUUCCCUCUGUCUCCUUGUCCACUGUACCAGAAGCUGCAGGAGGAAACGAGACAUUCUGAAGAAUAUACAAACCUGACUAGAGACAACCUGGAAUUCCUACGUAUGGUGGCAAAUAAGACUGGAUUAUCAGAUUGCUCCCUGGAGUCCGUGUGGAGUGUUUACGACACUUUGUUUUGUGAGAAAAUGCAUAAUUUGAGCCUGCCCACCUGGGCCAGUGAUGAUGUCCUUGCACGACUGAGGGUUCUAAAAGAUUUCAGCUUCAGGUUCCUCUUUGGAGUACAUCAACGUGUUGAAAAGGCUCGUCUGCAGGGAGGUGUUUUUGUAGAUCAGAUCCUUAAGAAUGUAUCAUAUGCUGCACAGAAAACUGCAUCAAAUGGCCUCAAACUCAUUGCAUACUCAGCACAUGACACCACGUUGGCAGCACUGCAAAUGGCUCUUGAUGUCCAUAAUGGGAAACAGGCCCCUUACGCUUCCUGCCACAUGUUUGAACUGUAUGAAGAAGAUUCUGGGAACUUCACAGUAGAGAUGUAUUUUAGGAACGAGAGUGGUAAGGCACCCUUCCCACUGACCCUUCCUGGCUGUACCCAGAGGUGUCCCCUCCAGGAGUUUAAGCAACUGCUUCAGCCAGUUAUCUCUCAGGACUGGCAGCAAGAAUGCCAAAUCUCUAACAAAACUCAAGACACAGAGAUCAUCAUUGGUUUGGCUGCCUGUGGAUGCAUCUUAUUUCUUCUUGUUGUCCUACUUCUGGUUGUCCUGUUUCGCCAGAAGUCUCAACCUCCUGGUUAUCAUCAUGUCUCCAAUGUUGGCGAAGAACACAAUUAAUGCACAACAUCCCCCUGCCUCCUUUCCAUUUCUCUGAAUCCUCAUUCAGAGAUUAUGAAUGUGCCAGCAACAGUCAAAGAAACUUUGUUUUUGUUUUAUCUUUUUAUUCAGGAUUUUAGAAUUUUAUUUUUUAUUUUUAAUGUUUUUAAUGUUUGGGAACAAUCUACACAAUCAUUUUAAACCUAUUGACAUGAAUGAUAGAGGCAACAAAAACAAUGCAGAACUAAUUUAGGUUUACUUAGAGCAGUGUUUCAAUGAAGAUAUUUGAUGGCAUUGAAAAUACAGUUUUGAUUGUGAUUAUAUGA